This is a messenger RNA of Mobula hypostoma (lesser devil ray), 593 nucleotides long. Its product is annotated as hemoglobin subunit alpha-like. The coding region runs from base 62 to 490 and encodes 142 amino acids. NCBI's taxonomy places the organism in Eukaryota, Metazoa, Chordata, Chondrichthyes, Myliobatiformes, Myliobatidae. Gene Ontology annotation, molecular function: oxygen carrier activity; peroxidase activity; organic acid binding. Gene Ontology annotation, cellular component: blood microparticle; haptoglobin-hemoglobin complex; hemoglobin complex. The record is from RefSeq and is a predicted model, not a curated record. The transcript has 3 exons. Gene Ontology annotation, biological process: hydrogen peroxide catabolic process; oxygen transport.
CAUAACAAGUCAGAGACAUCUCUUAAGUACUGAGAAGUCUUAAGGAGUCAAAACUGCAAAAAUGGUGCUCUCGGAAGGCAACAAACAGAUGAUACGAAAACUAGCCAAAGAUAUAAAAGACAAUGCUGAAGUUUUGGGUGCUGAUGCACUAGCCAGGUUGUUUUUGAUCCAUCCACAAACUAAGACAUACUUCAAGAAAUUCACUAGCUUCAAAGCCAGUGACCCGUCUGUCAAAGCGCAUGGCCGCCGGGUAAUGGAUGCUGUGGUGGGUGCAGCCCAACACUUGGACAACCUGGGUGAACAGCUGAACUUCCUUGCCCACAGACAUGGUGAAGAACUUCUGGUGGAUCCUAAUAACUUCCACAUAUUUGCUGAUUGUAUCACAGUCACUCUGGCCACUCACUUGCCUUCAUUCACCCCUGAAGCUCAUUGUGCUGUCGACAAAUUCCUUGAGCUGGUUAUACAUCAUUUGGUCUCCAAGUACCGUUAAAGACAUAAUCAACUAACGAUGACAGUAAACAGGAAGACCAUCACUUAAAUACUCUCCUGCAUGCAUUCUCAAGCUGUCAGCUAAUAAAUCAUUAUACUCACAA